ACUCCUUCAUAAAUAGAAGUAGGAAAAAGUAUCGGAAAAAUCAGGCAAACUUUGCUGGAAGAUUUCAAGCCAUAAUCUCAUUUCGUACCUUAUCCGCAAAAAACUCUCACAUUAUUUGCUAGUUUUUGCAUGCGAUUGUCGUUUCUUGUAAAUUAUAUAUCUACCUUUGGAUGGAAUUGAAAUUGAAUCAGUGUUGAAACGGGUGACGAACUGUCAGCCAUGGAAGCUCUAAAAGCUUCAUCUUUUCCAUCAUUCCACCGCCAACCCAUCUCAAGGCGAAAUCCCAGGAACGCAUUCGAAAAACCCAUUCUGCAUAUCCCGUCAUCUCGACGAAUCCCGACGACUUUCCAGAAAUCGAAUUCCAAGAUUUUCACCGCAGUUUCUCCGACGACGGUGGAAUCUUCGGCGCCUCCCGAUGAGGAGAUUGAAUCCGAGAAGAGAGAGGAAAAAUUCGAUUGGUACGAGCAGUGGUAUCCGGUGUGGCCGGUGUGCGAUCUGGAUAAGAGGAGGCCGCAUGCGAGGAAAGUGAUCGGGAUCGAUGUGGUGGUGUGGUGGGAUAGGAAUGAGAAUGCAUGGAAGGUGUUUGAAGAUAGUUGCCCUCACCGAUUGGCUCCCUUGUCGGAGGGGAGGAUCGAUCAGUGGGGCAGGCUGCAGUGUGUGUACCACGGCUGGUGCUUUGGCGGUGCCGGCGAUUGCAAAUUCAUUCCCCAAGCGCCGCGCGACGGCCCUCCGGUUCACACUUCCAAUAAGGCGUGUGUGGCCGUAUAUCCCAGUUGUGUACAAAAUGGCAUUCUUUGGUUCUGGCCAAAUUCAGAUCCACACUAUAAGGACAUAUAUUCAACGAAAAAGCCACAUUAUAUCCCAGAACUUGACGACCCAUCUUAUACCAACACGAUGAUAGCAAGGGACAUAGGUUAUGGGUAUGAAGUCCUGAUUGAAAAUCUUAUGGACCCUGCUCAUGUUCCUUACGCACAUUAUGGCAUAAUGAGAACAGGAAAAGUGCCCGAGAGUUUGAAGGCUGACAGAGAAGGAGGCAGACCGCUCGAGAUAAGUGUUCAGAAAGUGGAUGUAAAUGGAUACACUUCGAAGCAAAUGUUUGGAGAGAACCACUUCAUAGCGCCCUGCCUAUACUACGGCCAUUUCUCUCCGGGUGGAGGUCAAAGCGUGAACAAGGCACCAUCGGAUGGGAAAAAAGAUGUGGUAUCACCCCCCGUUCCCCCCAAGAAAAAAGCUAUGCUCAUUUUCUACUGCAUUCCAGUUAGUCCCGGUUACAGCAGGCUGAUCUUCGCAUCUCCUAGGAACUUUGCUGUCUGGAUGGAUCGGAUUAUACCUCGUUGGAUGUUUCAUAUUGGACAGAACUUGAUUCUUGAUUCAGAUCUCUAUCUUCUUCAUGUGGAGGAAAGGAAGCUGAAAGAUGUUGGGCCUCUGAAUUGGCAAAAAGCUUGCUAUGUUCCAACAAAGGCCGACGCCCUCAUCGUAGGAUUCAGAAGGUGGCUGAACAAGUAUGGUGGCACACAAGUUGAUUGGAGAGGUAAAUACAGUGGAGAGCUUCCACCCACUCCUCCAAGAGAGCAGCUCUUUGAUAGGUACUGGACUCACACGGUGAGUUGCAGCAGCUGCAGCAUGGCGUAUAAACGUCUCAACGCGUUGGAGAUCGGCCUUCAAGUUAUCUCCAUUGCUUCGAUUGUAGCCGUAGCAGCAGCCAAACAGGGCGCAAUCACCAUUGUUGCGCGGUAUUCUCUGGCUUCAAUGGCUGUGUUGUGCUUCGUGGCUUCGAAAUGGCUGUCCCAUUUCAUCUACAAAACUUUCCGAUACCAUGAUUAUGAUCAUGCCUUCCGCUAAACACUUUUUCUUUUCUUAGUUUACUAGUGAUAUUGUACAAACUUUCUGAUUGAUAUUAUAAAGAAGAAGCCAGAGCUCAGGAUUGUAUAAACGGGCGCGGCCCAUGGAGAUUCGUUUGCAAUGGACUUUCACAUAGGAGCCAAAAAAAUUUGGACCCGUACAUCUGUUUUUUUAUACUAGUAGAAAGAAUGUAUAUUGUACGAAUAAUUAUUACUUUAUUUGAUAAAAUAAAAAAUAUAAGUUAUUUA
This is a messenger RNA of Salvia miltiorrhiza (redroot sage), 2090 nucleotides long. Its product is annotated as flavonoid 8-hydroxylase 2, chloroplastic-like. Lineage: Eukaryota; Viridiplantae; Streptophyta; Magnoliopsida; Lamiales; Lamiaceae. The coding region runs from base 220 to 1842 and encodes 540 amino acids. The record is from RefSeq and is a predicted model, not a curated record. The transcript is spliced from 7 exons. Gene Ontology annotation, molecular function: 2 iron, 2 sulfur cluster binding; chlorophyllide a oxygenase activity.